UGAACGGCCGCUUCUGGUGCGCCCCGUGCGCUGGGGAAGGUGAGUGGGGCCCCGUCGCAGGCUCAAGCAAUCCGAGCAUACAUCCGAAGGAUUCUGCUUGUGCCGUUUGAAGGCUCGGGCAUCUGGAUCUGAAAUUACAGUUUUCGGCUGAUGCAUCGAUGGAUUGCUGAUUUUGUCGAUCGCACCACGCUCCCGCAGUCGAUUCAGCCCUCGGACGGCUGGCAUUCUGCUUUGCCAAGCGCCUAAAAAGCUUGAGCAAGCGGCUCUGUAGUACGGCCUUGCUUGAUCCUUGACGCUCCAUGAGGCGUUCUGCGAGACAUGUGCCCUGCUGGGAGGAAGGAAAGUGGAGCGGACCCGCACCUUGGCCCAAGGCUCAUACAACGCCCACGCCUCCCUGUGCUGCCCCUGGCAACUGGCCCAGUGCCUGCGAUGGUGGGCCGGGACGGCCCUGCGAAGCUGUUCACUUCGGGCCAGGGCGCGCUGCGUGGGGCAGUGGACAACGGCGGCUCUCCGGCCCACGAGAGCCGCCCCAGGGAUCCUUCGCACCCGGCCGCGCCGAUGUCCCCGCAGCACCCGCCGGCUGCGGUGGCGCCAGAGGCGCCUGGCGCGAGAACGCCCGCGCCGCGGCCGGCCAAGCCCGCCGAGGCCUUGGGGCUGAGGCUGCGGAACGUGACCACCACACAAGGGCGCCGGCGUCGCGUGACCCUGGGGCAGCUCCGGGGCAGCACCGGCGCUCUGCGGGAGGGGCCGCUCUGGGACCUGUCCGCUGAGAGCGGGGGCUGCUGCGCGUGGCCCCUGGCGCACCAGCGGGAGGCGUUCUACGCGGUGAAGGGCUCCUGGAUGCUCAAGUUCAGGAGGAGCUCCGACGGCGCCAGGUGCGUGGGGGCCCCGAUUCCCCUGGACGGGGCGAGGGUGAGGGCGGUCGGGGACACCGAGUUCGAGGUCACGAACCGCCACGCGAAGGAGGACUUCUUGGGCAAAGGCAUCUCGGGCUCUGCCAGCGGCACGUUCGUGCACAGCGUGUGCGUGCUUCUGGAGGCACGCAGCCGGGAGGCCCGCGACGGGUGGGUGACAGCGCUGUGCGCACAGGUGGCGAGGCUGCGCGAGCGCCAGGAACGCAGGGCGCUGCUGUCGCGGCGCGACGGCCCCGAGCGCCAGGUGUCGGACCGGACGGUGGCCACCGCGGCGGCCAUCGACGGCCUGGCGUCCAGGCUGUUCGUCGAGUUCGAGGAGGACGAGGAGUUUGCGGCGCUGGGAUUGGGAUGGCCCGACCUGGUGUCAGCCGUUCCGUGGGGGCCUUGUUUGUAUUAGUAGCCAGCUGGCGUCGGCUUGUCCAGGCCUCGUCCCUCCAUGCAUUCCUCGUCUUCUGUUCGCUUGCUCCCCUCCAUCCUCUCGCCUUGUCGCCAACUUGGGCUCGCGAGUGAAGUUUCAGGCCACAUGCGCUUGACCCGCCCCAAGUAGGAGCCCUCAGAGGCGAAGGUGGCCUCGCUGACGCAUUCGAAUUCACACGACGCGCGUGCCUUUACAGCCGGCGCGCCUCUUUCGAAGCGUGCACCCGCUGGUCACACAAAGCAGUGGCACCCGCGAGCGCUAGACGUCUGCAGUGUUGGCAUUGCAGCGUGGACCCUAGUGCUCGGCCCGGAGGCGCGGCGUGCCAGUCCGCGCACAGCGACGUGCCAGACACCGUGCGCUCCGUGCAGCGGCGCGACACGCGCUUUCACAGUGCUCCCGCGGAUUUCCUCCACCGGUCCGCCUGCCAGGAUCCCUGACGCGGCGACCCUUCGGGCCCCCCCCCCACCUCUGCUCGCCCCCGUCUUUACACGCUGCUCAUUGCUAAUUCUUCGAGAGUUCCUUGAUUUUUGGGAGCC
Molecule: messenger RNA, 1868 nt
Organism: Prorocentrum cordatum
Lineage: Eukaryota; Dinophyceae; Prorocentrales; Prorocentraceae
Source: the annotation of a GenBank genome assembly